AUGCGGUUUUCCAUCAGUGCAACGGUCUCGGCAGCUUUGCUCGCAGCCAAUGCUGCCGCCCAGCUGAUCCCGGUGACUCUAACCGAACCGACUUCAUCAGUUGGAACUCCCGUCUUCUACACCACCACAUUCAUAACUUCGACACGAACCGCCACGAUCAGGCUGUCGAAUUCCACUUCAAGCAUCAACUACAACAGCAGUACUAGCAUCAGGGCACUCUCCGGCUCCUUGUCUCCCGUCCUCCCGACCGUCUCUGUUCUCCCUACAACCCUGGUCGCCUCUACGACCCGGGUUCUCUCUACAGCUAUUCCUACUCCGACAGCUGUCCCCGGUGUUACUGCCGAUCAACAACAAGCCCUGGAUCUUCACAACGCUGCCCGGAAAGCAGUUGGAGCCCCCCCACUGACCUGGGACGCGAGCCUCGCCAACGAUGCUCUGACCUACGCGAAGACGCUGGGCUCGGUCGAUGUCAUGUCCCACGACCCUCUCAACGGGGCCAGGGGGCAGGGAGAGAACCUCUACUACCAGUUUGGUAGCGGCAACCCUCCGUACACGGCCGCCACCACCUGGUGGCUUAACGAGAAGAAGCUCUACGGCGGCCAAGCCAUCCCGAAGAACAGCCCCGACGGAAGCACGUUCUCCCAGUAUGGUCAUUACACCCAAGCCAUCUGGAAGUCUACUUCCAGGGUUGGCAUGGCCAUUGCAAACUCUGCCAGUGGCAAGACCUAUGUUGUUGCCCGUUAUGCAUCUGCUGGAAAUGUGUAA
Colletotrichum karsti is the source of this 765-nucleotide messenger RNA. RefSeq lists its product as uncharacterized. The transcript is spliced from 2 exons. Bases 1 to 765 code for a protein of 254 amino acids. NCBI's taxonomy places the organism in Eukaryota, Fungi, Ascomycota, Sordariomycetes, Glomerellales, Glomerellaceae. The record is from RefSeq and is a predicted model, not a curated record.